Molecule: messenger RNA, 1173 nt
Organism: Patella vulgata (common limpet)
Lineage: Eukaryota; Metazoa; Mollusca; Gastropoda; Patellidae
Product: 3 beta-hydroxysteroid dehydrogenase/Delta 5-->4-isomerase type 1-like
Exons: 6
Coding region: 22-1173 (383 amino acids)
Biological process (GO): steroid biosynthetic process
Molecular function (GO): 3-beta-hydroxy-Delta5-steroid dehydrogenase (NAD+) activity
Source: RefSeq, a predicted model, not a curated record
AAAUGUUAUUAGGAGUAGGAGAUGUUCUUGAGAAAUAGAAUUUUACUAAACAGGACCACUCAUUUAAAGAAAAUGUUCAGCACUGGAGACAUUUUAACACCAGAGAAGAAAGAGAUAGUUGUAAUAACCGGAGGAUCAGGAUUUUUAGGUCAACAUAUUGUACGUCAAAUACAACAACAUACAGCACAUGUAGGAGAAAUACGUAUAUUAGAUGUAAAACCAGUUCAAAAAUUUAUGGAAUAUGAUGAUUUGAUACCUACUAAAACUAUAUUAAGUAGUGUUAAUGAUAUCUGUGGUGUUCGUCAAGCUUUACACGGAGCUGAUAGUGUUAUACAUGUAGCAGGACUAAUUAGUUACGGUACAUUUCCUGAUAUUAAUGGAAUGGAAAAAAUCAACAUCGAAGGUACUAGAACAGUUAUAGAAGCUUGUAUUAAAGAAAAUAUAGAGAGACUGAUAUUCUGUAGUACAGUAGAUGUUGUUAUAGGUCAUAAAGAUAUCACUAACGGUACUGAAGAGACUGGUAUACCAGAUGAUUUUCUUUUCCCUGGUUAUCCAGACACUAAAUUUAGAGCAGAAAGACUCAUUUUGGAGGCAAAUGGAACAAGACUAAAUAGUGGUAUGAAGCUUCAUACAAUUUCACUCAGGCCAAAUGUCAUGUAUGGAGAAGGAGAUCCAUAUUACGUCACAACAGCUCUGAGGAACGCACAUGAUAAUAAUGGUGUACUGAUACGUGUGGGUGAUGGAAGCGCACUAUUUCAACAAACUUAUGUGGGUAAUGCUGCUUGGGCAUUUCUUUGUGCAGAUGCAGCACUAAAAAAUAAUCCAUGUCGCGUUUCUGGACAAGUGUUUUUUGUGCCAGAUGAUACACCACUCCAAAAUACAUUUACUUUCAUGAACUAUUUUCUGAAAGAUCAGAAUCUAAAUCUGUCUCGAUUCUAUCUGCCAUGGAAAUUUGUAUAUGUGACAUUAUAUUUUAUGGAGCUGGUUCUGAAAGCGCUAAAGCCUCUGAUAAAACUGAGUCUCCCAGCUCAGUCGUGUAGUGUUAAAUAUAUUAAUAUGAAUCUGUACUUUAGUCCACAAAAAUCAAGACAACUGCUGGGAUAUAAACCAUUUUAUUCUCCUCAUCAGUCAUUAGAGAAAUCAGCACUAUUUUAUAAAAACUUCCCAUUAUAA